AUGCAUUUGGAUCAAGAUUAUGAAGAAGGUGAAACCAAACCGAAUUUGUAUCAUGUUGAAUUUGAAGGAAUGAAACCCCAAGUGGCCUUAUUAGAUACUGGAGCAACGACAAACCUUAUCCAUCUGAAUUUAGUGAAGAAUAUACCAUCGUUUGUUGGAGCUACUUAUGAUUUGUUCGGUCCUGAUGAUUUGAAAAUAGGAACUUUAAAUAGAUACGUGUGUUUAGAUUGGUGUAAUGUGAUGAAGAAUAUUAAACUCUAUAUCUGCGAUGUAAGUCCUUAUCCAGUUGUCUUAGGAAAACAUGUACUUAAACCUUUCUUAAACAUACCCCCUCAUGUCAAGGAAUUAUCCCAAGAUGAAGUGACAGAUUUUAGACAAUUCAAUUCUAUGGAUUUAACUGAACUUGUUUUCGCUUUAACUGAAAUUGAAGAUUCAUUAGAUGCUGAAGGAGAAAUUGAAGAACCUAUUGAGAAACUAAGAGCAAUUGAAAAUGGAAAUUUCAUUGAUGAUCCAGAAACCCCAGUGGAAAACGCUAGAACUAGAUAUUCAUUUGAAAAGCAUGUUGAUCUUAAGUAUUGGUUUCAAGAUUUUCUUGCAAAGAACUCAGAUAUUAUUCACAACAACCCACCAAUUAAAACUGAAUCAUUAUAUGAACAUCAACAUCCAAUCACAUUGAAGGAUCCAAGUAAAAUACAUUGUUGUGCACCAUAUAAGAAAUCUGCAAGAUUGAGAGCUGAACUUUCAAGACAUGUUGAAGAAUUAUUGAAAAAUGGAUUUAUUCAAAAGAGUCAUUCAAGAUUUGCUUCACCAACUAUAUUAGUUCCAAAACCAGAUCAUUCAACAAGGUUAUGCAUUGAUUAUCGACAACUUAAUACAAAUACAGUGAAGGAUAAGUUUCCAUUACCAAUAAUUGAAGGUUUAUUAGAAUAUUUACAUGACUGCAAGUGUUUUUCAAAGUUGGAUUUAUCACAAGGUUAUUAUCAAGUGGCUAUUGCUCCAGAAGAUAGAGAGAAAACUGCAUUUAUUACUCAUGAUGGAUUAUAUGAAUGGAAUGUUAUGCCGUUUGGAUUAUGUAAUGCACCAGCAACGUUUCAAAGAAUUAUGAAUUCAGUUUUGCAAGGUUUUAUUGGAAAAUUUGUGGUAGUAUAUUUAGAUGAUAUUCUUAUUUACAGUAGGGAUUUUGAAGAACAUAAAAAUCAUUUGACCCAGGUAAUGGAUGCAUUGAGGAAACAUCAUUUUAUUGUCAAGAAGAAGAAGUGUGCUUGGUUUAUGAAACAAAUUGAAUUUUUAGGUCAUAUUAUUAGUGCUGGUGGUGUUCGUCCAACUCAAUCAAAAAUUGAAGCAGUUCAGAAGUGGGAAUGUCCAAGAACACCAAAGGGAAUGAGAAGUUUUAUUGGAUUUGUUCUGUAUUUAAGAAAAUUUAUACCAAAGUUUGCUCAAAUUGUACGACCAUUGAAUUUAUAUGCUCUUAAGAAAAUACCAUUUGAUGAAUCAUUCAAAGAUAGAUUUAAGAAGUUGCAAGAAUUAGUCACAUCUGCCCCAAUAUUAGUACCUCCAACACCAAGUGGAACUUAUAUAGUAACAACUGAUGCAUCAGAUUAUGCUGUGGGAUCUGUUAUUCAAACAACAAAUUUAGAUGGUAAACCAACAGGAGUAGUUGCAUAUUAUAGUCAAUCAUUAUCAACAGCUGAACAGAAUUAUCCAAUUAGAGAGAAAGAAUUGUUGGCAAUUAUUAGAACAUUAGAAAGAUACAAACAUAUCUUAUUGGAUCAUCAUCUUGUUAUUAGAACUGAUCAUCAUUCAUUACAAUUCAUUUUGAGUCAGAAGAAGGAACCUUCCAAAAGAAUUGCACGUUGGCUUGAUUUAUUAAGUGAAUUUGAUUUAGAAAUUGGAUACAUUAAAGGUGAAACUAAUAUUGCAGAUACUUUAUCUAGAUCAUGGGAACAUACUUUUACAUUAAAUGCAAUUUCUGUUGCUGUCCAUAAUCAGGUUUUAGGUGGUCAAUUUUUUCAAGAUGUUCAAGAAAAUUAUCAGAAUGAUAUGACAACAAAUGAGGUUUUUGAAACAUUGACAAAUAGAAGUGUGAGUACUUCUAAAUAUAUCAAACAUUAUCUCAAGAAUUUUCAAGUUGAAGAUGGUUAUUUAUACUAUAAUGGUACCAAUAAAUAUGGAGAAAUGCAACCAAGAUUGUGGAUUCCAACUCCAGCUUUACAACGAAUCGUAAUGGACAAAUUUCAUAAUGCUGAACAUAAUAGUCAUCCAGGUGGUCUUGUUACUUAUCUUGAUAUUCAUCAGUUUUAUUAUUGGCCUUACAUGGAGAAAGAUAUUAAAAGAUUUGUUAGUAAAUGUCCAAUUUGUUUAUCUGUUAAACCAGGGAAUACUUUAACCAACGGAUUAAUUCAACCAUUACCAAUUCCACAAUAUAGAUGGCAAAGUGUUUCAUUAGAUUUUAUUAGUGGUUUUCCAAGAAUUGAAGGUAAAGACCAAAUUUUAGUUGUUGUUGAUAGAUUUACAAAGAGAGCUCAUUUUAUACCAUGUACUAAAACAGUUACUGCCAGAGGAACUGCUCGUCUUUUUAUGGAGAAUGUUGUUAAACAUCAUGGUUUUCCUGAAGAAAUUGUAAGUGAUAAUGAUAUUAGAUUUACUGGUCAUUGGUGGCAAGAAUUUUUUCAAUUUAUGGGUAUCCAUAUCGUCACUGGAUACACUACGCAACACAAAAAGGGGGAAAAUAGGGUGUAG
Molecule: messenger RNA, 2739 nt
Organism: Hemisphaericaspora subhashii
Lineage: Eukaryota; Fungi; Ascomycota; Pichiomycetes; Serinales; Debaryomycetaceae
Exons: 1
Coding region: 1-2739 (912 amino acids)
Biological process (GO): DNA integration; proteolysis
Molecular function (GO): aspartic-type endopeptidase activity; nucleic acid binding
Source: RefSeq, a predicted model, not a curated record